AUGGACUUUCGAUCAGCCUGCGGUGUUGCGGAAUCGGAAGCCGCCCAGUCCACGUUAUGCUUUCUAUGGGACCGCGAUCUUGGCCACUUCGGGGACUGGGAUGACCGGAAUUGA
Molecule: messenger RNA, 114 nt
Organism: Colletotrichum lupini
Lineage: Eukaryota; Fungi; Ascomycota; Sordariomycetes; Glomerellales; Glomerellaceae
Exons: 2
Coding region: 1-114 (37 amino acids)
Source: RefSeq, a predicted model, not a curated record